Messenger RNA from Aedes albopictus (Asian tiger mosquito), 621 nucleotides. RefSeq lists its product as uncharacterized. Bases 74 to 436 code for a protein of 120 amino acids. The transcript has a single exon. The record is from RefSeq and is a predicted model, not a curated record. Lineage: Eukaryota; Metazoa; Arthropoda; Insecta; Diptera; Culicidae.
AAUGAAUAUAUGUACUAUCAACUGCUCCAUGAUUCACAAAGUUCAGUAAGUUCACAUUCGCCACCGGAGCAAGAUGUCACACUACCCGCCCCACUACAUCCCACCGACGGGACACGGAACGCCCCUACCGCACAACCCACACGAGGGUCACAUUUCCACCACGGUGUUCCCACCGGAUAUGAAUCCGAACUAUCCGCACCAACCGAUCGGGACCAAUCCGCAUUACCCACCGGGCGGAGUGCACCCGCCGGGCCAUUAUCCACCGCCGCACCUGAUGCCACCGCCCAUCGAUAACCCCAGUUACCCGCCGGGUCAUUAUCCGCCGGGGCAUUAUCCACCGGGACACUACCCACCGGUCGAGGGGUAUCCACCGCAUUACCCGAAUCCGUACGAACAGGGGGUCGCUUAUGGCCGUAAGGAGCCGGAGAAGAAGUAGGUCCAACCAUGGAAUAUGUUGGGAUGUCCUUGUGACAUUUGUUUUUGCCUAGUGGUUAAGGUGUGUUAUGGUUCUUACGUAAUGGUGAACUUACCAAGUGUAUUUCAGACGGAACAACUCGAAUCGAAUCCAUGAAAUAAAAUUACAUUUUAGAUAGCAAAGUGGAUCAUUUUUUCUUUGGUUAU